GAGCUGACCCCGGGCGUGGUGUACGUUGGGCACCUCCCGCGGGGGCUCUGCGAGCCGCAGUUGUACCAGUACUUCGAGCAGUUCGGGACGGUGACGCGGCUCCGCCUCUCCCGGAGCAAGAAGACUGGGAAUAGCAAAGGCUAUGCAUUUAUAGAGUUUGAAUCUGACGACGUGGCCAAGAUUGUUGCAGACACAAUGAACAACUACUUGUUUUCUGAAAGACUGCUGAAGUGUCAGUUCAUAGCUCCUGAAAGGGUCCAUGAAGACCUCUUCAAAAACAGCAACAAGAUAUUCCGGAAGCCAUCCCAGCCUGCAGUCAGGCGGUACAAUAGGAUACGAUCACUUGUUCAGAAGGCGAAGAUGACAAAGCGGCUGCUGCGGAAGGAGAAACUCUUACGGAAGAGACUGGCUGAAAAGGGCAUUGAUUACGACUUCCCAGGAUUUGCUGUACAGGAGCUUUCCAUAAAGAGAAAGAAAGUUAAAACAUCCAAGAAAUCGGAAGUGGACCUUUCUUUGAGCAGCCAGGAUCCUACUCCAGUCUGUACUCCAACAGUGCUUGAGCGCCGGAGAGCUGCUCAGGCAGAUGGUGAUGCGGAGGACAAUGAAAUAACUCUCAAACUGCCCCCUGCCAGUACUAGGAAUGGUGUGCCGAGAACAAAGAAGCAGCCAAGAAAAAGACCAAACCUGAAGAAACAGAAAUAG
Messenger RNA from Nestor notabilis (Kea), 702 nucleotides. RefSeq names its product nucleolar protein interacting with the FHA domain of MKI67 (gene NIFK). The record is from RefSeq and is a predicted model, not a curated record. Gene Ontology annotation, cellular component: nucleolus. Gene Ontology annotation, molecular function: RNA binding. Lineage: Eukaryota; Metazoa; Chordata; Aves; Psittaciformes; Psittacidae. Gene Ontology annotation, biological process: maturation of LSU-rRNA from tricistronic rRNA transcript (SSU-rRNA, 5.8S rRNA, LSU-rRNA). The annotation marks the transcript as partial. The transcript is spliced from 5 exons.